CUUAAGAAUUAACUAUCAAGUUAAAAUCUGAAAGUGAAAAUAUAAAUUUUAUUUUUAUUAUAAUUAGUUUUUUUUACUUAAAGAAUAUUUUUGUUUUAUUCUUCAUUUCAAUGUUUACACUGGUAUUUUGAAGUCAUUUUUCAAUUGUGAACUUAGUUUUGUUACUUAGUAUCUAUAUCUAAUAUUAUUGCAUUUCUAUUAUUAUAACAUAAGUUGACGGCCAUCGUUCCUAGAGUGAAAAAAUUUAGUUAACUACUUGGAAAUAUUCAUAACCAUGGCUGCGACUAGGAGACUUCAAAAAGAACUCGCAGAUAUUCGUGAUUCAGGACUUAAAUCAUUUCGUGAUAUUCAAGUUGAUGAAACAAACAUAUUAGCUUGGCAAGGAUUGAUUUUACCUGAAAAUCCACCUUAUAAUAAAGGAGCAUUUAGAAUAGAAAUUAAUUUCCCUGCAGAAUAUCCAUUUAAACCACCUAAGAUUAAUUUUAAAACUAAAAUUUAUCACCCAAACAUAGAUGAGAAAGGUCAAGUUUGCUUACCUAUUAUAAGUGCUGAAAAUUGGAAGCCUGCAACUAAAGCUGAUCAAGUUAUUCAAGCUCUUAUAGCAUUAGUUAAUGACCCAGAACCUGAGCAUCCCCUUCGUGCUGAAUUGGCUGAAGAGUAUUUAAAAGAUCGUAAAAAAUUUUUCAAAAAUGCUGAGGAAUAUGCCAAGAAAUUUGGUGAAAAAAGACCUGCUGACUAAGCUAUAAUACUGAUCAUAUACUGUUAUGCUAUUGUAUGAUUGUCUACACCAUUUUUAAUGCAUUCUUUGAUUACUUUAGCAACAACUUCAUAAUAUUUAUGUGUGUUUUCGCACAAUUUUGAGCAAUUGGCUACAAAUGUUAAAAUGUAUCUAUUUUUCUCUCAUCUUAACAAUAAACUCAGUUGAUUUAAUAAAAAAAAUUGAAAUUGUUUUUCAAGACAUAGAAUAAGGAUGAAUUCAAUACAUUCUAAUAUUUUUAUGUAUAUUUAAUAA
Molecule: messenger RNA, 1012 nt
Organism: Daktulosphaira vitifoliae (grape phylloxera)
Lineage: Eukaryota; Metazoa; Arthropoda; Insecta; Hemiptera; Phylloxeridae
Gene: Ubc10
Product: ubiquitin-conjugating enzyme E2 L3
Exons: 4
Coding region: 275-739 (154 amino acids)
Source: RefSeq, a predicted model, not a curated record